Molecule: messenger RNA, 4026 nt
Organism: Puntigrus tetrazona (Sumatra barb)
Lineage: Eukaryota; Metazoa; Chordata; Actinopteri; Cypriniformes; Cyprinidae
Gene: nid1a
Product: nidogen 1a
Biological process (GO): cell-matrix adhesion
Molecular function (GO): calcium ion binding
Source: RefSeq, a predicted model, not a curated record
AUAUUAAUAGUUGACUUCCGGUCGGAGCCGCGAGGGUGUCCUGGAAGCGCUGUCCUGAAGCUGCGGUCCUGAGAUUGCGGCGCAGAAACACGCUGCUGCUUAAAAACGGGCUUUCCCCUCAGCGAGUCAGUCAGUGAGUCUAAGGCGGCUUCAGACACGGUUCCGGACUGGAAAUGGGUCGGCAGGGGCAGAGAUGGCCGGUGUGGAGCUUACUCCUGGGACUGUCGGUGUGUGUCAGCGGGAUAAAGCGACAAGAACUUUUUCCGUUCGGGAGAAGCGCAGGAGACCAGUCCCUCGAAGCGGGCAACGAUAAAACUCGGGAGAUCACGCCGGACAAGCCCGUGACAUUUUACGACGGGCAGUUCAGCAAGAUUUACAUCAACACCAACGGCUUCGUUGCUCUGGAGGCGCCGACGGCAGAGUCUGAGUAUCUGGGGAACAUGCCGGCUGGUUUCGGGAUGAUCGCAGCUCUUCAGGGCGACCUGGACACCAGCGACGGAGUGGGAAAGGUGUUCUUCCGCCAGGACUCCAGUCCAGCUCUUCUCCAGCAGGCGGCCGAUCACAUCAACAGAGCCUUCCCCGAGGAUGACGUGGUGAACCCCAUCAGCGCGGUGGUGGUCACGUGGGUGGAUGUGGCGUCCCAUCGGGCUGAGAGCAGAGGGGACGGACUGGAGUCCACCGGAAGAAGAAAUACGUUUCAGCUGGUCAUUGCUUCUCUGGAGACCAUGUCUUAUGCGAUUCUUCUGUACCCGAGAGAAGCGAUGCAGUUCCAGAGCACCGGCAGCUACACGAUGCACGCCGGCUUCAGUAAAGGACAUAUAAGCAGGAAGCAGGGGCCGUACUACCGCAUCACAGACGACACCGAGCUGUCUGUCAGGAGCUUAGCUGAGCAGACCAACUCCGGGAAGCGUGGCGUGUGGGUUUACGAGAUAGGAACGCCUCACUUCACGGACGUCGCUCCCGGAGAAGUGCCGGACCUGCCUCCGGACUCCCACCGGCAUCAGACCGCAAGGAACCACCACCAUCAGCGGCCGCUGUACCCCGACGUCCGGCGGGAGAGCCUGGGCGGAGUCUACGACCGGCCGGAGCAUCCUCCACCCGUCCCGGUGCAGGCGGUCCAGUACAGACCCGAGCGGCCGGCGGUCGUGGAAAUCGAAAACGGAGACGGAGACAACAUCGAGGUCGACGUGUUUACGUACAGCUCUGGUGAAUGUGAUGGACGGAAAUGCUCUAAAUUUGGGGAAUGCCGGAGUCAUCCGAGCGGACGAUGCUGUCAGUGUAAACCUGGAUACUACGGGAACGGCGUGCAGUGCGUCCCUGAUGGUAUUCCUCAGAGGAUGAACGGUAAAGUGAGCGGCAGGGUGAUCGUGGGAAGCUCUCCGCUGCCCGUGGAUUUCGCCAGUAACGAUCUCCACUCGUACGUGGUGGUGAACGACGGCAGAGCGUACGUGGCCAUCAGCGCCAUUCCCCCGAUCGUCGGCUUCUCUCUGCAGCCGCUGUCGUCCGUCGGGGGGAUCAUCGGCUGGGCCUUCGCCCUUCAGCGGCCGGGCUUCAAGAACGGCUUCAGCGUCAUCGGCGGAGUGUUCAAACGUCAGGCCGACGUGACCUUCCAGCCAGGUGGAGAAAGGCUGACCAUCUCUCAGGAGUUCAAAGGCAUUGAUGAGCACGACCACCUGAUGGUUGACACCAGACUUGAAGGAAAGAUUCCUGAGGUUCCUCAGGGAGCCACAGUUCAGAUUGCCUACACAGAGAUCUACCAGUACAGCACCAACUUGAUUUCUGCUUCAUCCACCCGGGAGUACGUGAUCAAUCUGCGGGACCGUUCAACCCAAAGCAGAAGCUACAAUUUAAGAGAGACCAUCACGUUUCAGGGCUGCCACCUCGAUGAAGUGGUCAGAGCCACACAGAUGCUCAGCGUCGACCAGGUCUUCGUCAUGUAUGACACGAGCGAACAGCUCUUGCGUUACGCCACGAGUAACAAGAUCGGUGACGUCAACGGUGGACAAACGGAGGAAAACGCCUGCUUCACCGGCAGACACGGCUGUGACACCAACGCCGUCUGCAGACCCGGCCAAGGAAACCAGUUCACGUGUGAAUGUGCCACGGGCUUCACCGGAGACGGACACGCUUGCGCUGACGUCGAUGAAUGCAGGGACACUCCUCAGAUCUGCGGGCCGAACGCCAUCUGUAAUAACCAGCCGGGGACGUUUCGCUGCGAGUGCCAGGACGGCUUCCAGUUCGCCGGCGACGGACAGACGUGUGUCGAGGUGCAGCGUCCCGUGGACCCGUGUCGCUUGGGCACCCAUGACUGUGACGUCCCCGAGCGCGCUCGCUGCAGCUACACCGGAGCAUCGUCCUACAUCUGCAGCUGCCUGCCCGGCUUCAUGGGAGACGGACGCAGCUGUCAGGACAUAGAUGAGUGUCAGGUGAAUCAGUGUCAUGACGAUGCCGUCUGCCUCAACACACCUGGAUCUUUCACCUGUCAGUGUAACCCUGGUUUCUAUGGCGAUGGUUUCUCCUGCUCUACAGAGUAUGAGAAGACGCGCUGCCAGCUGCAUAGAGAGAGCGCUCUGGGAGCCGGGCCCCGCGGCCCCCGACCCGGUCAGUAUGUGCCGACGUGUGACGCCCAGGGAGGGUACGACCCCAUGCAGUGUCACGCCAGCAUCGGGCAGUGCUGGUGCGUCGACCGUGACGGCCAGGAGAUCGCUGGGACACAAACAGGACCCGGACGCUUUCCCGAGUGUCCUGGUCACGAUGUCCCUCGCCCGAUUGGACCAACGCCCGAUCCUAACGUGAAUCCUUUGCCUCCUGGCAGUCAUAUCCUCUUCGUCCAGAGCGGGAAGAUCGAGUAUAUUCCUCUGGAAGGUCACAAACUGAAGAAGAACCAAGCCAAGACUGUACUGCAUCUCCCGGAGAAAGUGGUGAUCGGAAUUGCUUAUGACUGCGUGGAGAAGAUGGUGUAUUGGACGGACAUCAGCACACCUGCCAUUAGCAAAGCUAGUCUACAGGGAGGAGAACCUGUCCACAUCGUCAAAUCAGAUCUCAGCAGCCCUGAAGGCAUCGCCAUCGACCAUCUGGGCCGAAACGUGUUCUGGACCGACUCCGUCAAGGACAGGAUCGAGGUUUCUUCUUUGGACGGAUCCCAGCGCCGCGUCUUGAUUAACACAGACCUGGUUAACCCGAGGGCCAUCCUGGCCGAUCCCACCAACGGCUACAUUUACUGGGCCGACUGGAACAGGGACGCCCCCAAAAUCGAGAUGGCUUACAUGGACGGCAGAAACCGCAGGGUCCUGGUCAAGGAUGACCUGGGCCUCCCCAACGGUUUAACUCACGACCCCCAGACGUCUCUGCUGUGCUGGGCGGACGCUGGUACACAUAAACUGGAGUGCAUGAAUCCACAGCAGGGCGGUCGGAGGCAGCUUAUGGAGGGGAUUCAGUAUCCCUUCGGACUGACUACUGAUGGAAAGAACCUCUACUACACAGACUGGACGAGGGGAGCGGUAGUCGUCGCUGAUCGAUAUGCUCGUCGAGAAGUGGACGAGUUCCAGCCCCAGAAGCGAACGCGUCUCUACGGGAUCACCGCGGCUCACGCGCACUGCCUGUCCGGUCAGAACCGCUGCUCCGGUGAUAACGGCGGCUGCACGCACUUGUGCCUGGCGACGCCCGCUGGACGCUCGUGCCGGUGCCCGGAGAACCCCGCGGGGCUGGACUGCGUGGAGCGGGAAGACUGAGACCGGGGCGGACCCGUGCUGAUGGACGGCGCUCCCGCGGCGCCACGUCUCGUCCGAAAGACGCAUUAAAGCCGUCUCGGCAUUGAAGAUUUAUAAACGCAUCCGUGCCUUAAAUACGAUCACGGGGCAGUUAACGCCGGUGAGGUCACUGUGAGUUCAGUCUCGUGACUUUCCCCCCAAAUCGUUUUCAUGCAAAACUUAACAGCGGUCGCCCCGAUACUUUUAAAAGAAAGAAAUGCCUGGCAUAAAUCGAUGUUUACACACGCAUCUCUUCAAUAAAAUCGUAUUUUGUUUA